Molecule: messenger RNA, 1035 nt
Organism: Grosmannia clavigera kw1407
Lineage: Eukaryota; Fungi; Ascomycota; Sordariomycetes; Ophiostomatales; Ophiostomataceae
Product: methyltransferase type 12
Exons: 8
Coding region: 1-1035 (344 amino acids)
Molecular function (GO): methyltransferase activity
Source: RefSeq, a predicted model, not a curated record
AUGCCGAGUCCAUUAGUACCAGGAGAAGGUGAGCUUCAACUGCCGCAGCACUGGACAGAGCAGCCACGGCCGGAAGGUGACGCCGACUCGGCAAAUGGCGACGAUGUGUCCAGCUCGACAGCAUCCAUCUCGUCGAGCAUUUUGCAUUAUCGUUCUAUCAAUGGACGCACGUAUCACAGCGAUCGUGGAAAUAACCACUAUUGGGGCCCCAACGACGAUCGCCAGAACGAGGCGCUAGACAUCAUGCACCACGCAUUUUUGCUCCUUCAUGACGACAAACUCCAUCUUGCGCCCCUGCUGGACAACAUACAGAAAGUCAUCGACAUCGGAACUGGCACAGGCAUAUGGGCAAUAGACUUUGGCGACACUUAUCCCAAUGCAGAGGUCAUUGGCACUGACUUGUCGCCUAUCCAGCCUGGCUGGGUCCCGCCCAACGUACGCUUUCAAAUUGAUGACUUUAGACAAACAUGGUUGUUCGAAGAGAAUUCAAUCGACUAUGUGCAUAUGCGGUGGCUAAUUGGCUGCGUUGAAGACUGGACGGCGCUGUUCCGAGAGAUCUUCAGGGUCCUGAAACCCGGCGGCUGGAUCGAAACUUCCGAGGCAAACGGCUUCUACGAGUCGGACGACGGAACGCUGUCCGAGAAGUCCGCCAUGGCCCAGUGGGGCUAUCUUUUCCGCGAAGGAGCUAAGAAAAUGGGUUCCAAGGCGUCUUAUAGUGUUGUACGUGACAAGAUUCAGAGAAAAUCACUCGAGGAGGCCGGCUUCGUCAACAUACAAGAGAAGAUGUUCAAGAUGCCGUGUGGAGAGUGGCCAGAAGAUCCGAAGCAGGCUGAGAUUGGUACAUUUGUGAAAGCUGGACUUGAGAAUGACAUUGAAGGUAUGAUAAGCUACUCGGCAUCCAAGCUCGGCUGGACCCCGUCAGAGGUGAUUGUGUAUGCUGCUCAUGUCCACAAAGAACUACGGGACAAAAGCUUGCAUAGCUUCUGCAGGAUUAACGUGGCCUGGGCUCAGAAGCCAAUCGUUGCCGACGAGUAG